AUAUAAAACAAAUAUCAAAGAAAGGAGGCAAGUCGUACACCAGGGGAUUUUCGCGGUGCUGGUACGAGAGGAAAAACUGGCUAGCAGGAUGCGAGCUAGCCAACGGACUCUUCUGCUACCCCUGCGUCCUCAUCCACCCUGAUGGCUGCACCACGGAAACACCUUGGACUACAACAGGUUUCAAAGAUAUGCAUCAUCUGUCCGAAAAAAUAAAAAAGCAUGAAACAUCGAGGAUCCACAUUGACAGCUGCUUAAAACUGUCAGCGUUUGGGAGCGUCAACAUUGCUACGCAGUUGGACGAUGGCUACAGGCUAGCACUGCGUCGGCACAAUGAUGAGGUGGGAAAAAAAUCGCCACAUUCUGGGCCGCCUGAUCGACGGUGUUAAGUUCUGCGGUGUAUUCGAGUUGGCCUUGCGAGGCCGAGACGAGAGCGAGGGAUCCAGCAACCCCGGAAUUUUUCGAGGAUUGGUACAGUUAAUUGCAUCCCUAGAUGAAGUUUUUGAGGAGCAUUUAAAAACGGCCACCGUCUUUAAAGGCACAUCCAAGACCGUCCAAAAUGAGCUGCUCGACUGCAUGGCAGCUGUCAUUAGGGCACGCAUUACGGAGGAGGUGAAGUCGGCCAGCUUCGUUGCGAUACAAGCUGACGAAACAACGGACGUCUCGACUCAGACUCAGAUGGUCAUGGUAUUGCGAUACAUUGAUGGGAGCCAUGCUGUUCAAGAGCGUUUUUUUGAGUUUGUCCCCCUCUCGUCUUCAACGGCUGACUCGAUUGCCACUGCUAUUAUGGAGAGACUGAACAGUCUAUUCACCGAGGAAGAGAGGGGUAAACUCAUCGCGCAAGCAUAUGACGGGGCCAAUGUGAUGAGAGGAGAGAAGGCUGGUGUGCAGCAAAAAGUGCGAGAGCAUUACAAAAAUGCACAUUAUUUACAUUGCUAUGCACACCAGCUGAAUUUGAUCAUGCAGCAAGCCACUUCUCAGGUCCCAGCAGUGAGGGUUUUUUUCUCGGAUCUGAAUGGCAUUUCUAGCUUUUUUAGUCGGUCACCCAAACGCACCACCAUCCUCGACCAGGUUGUUGCACGGAGGCUGCCAAGAGCAUCGGCCACAAGAUGGAACUUCAACAGCAGGGUCGUGAACACAGUCUAUGAGAACCUAGAUGACCUCAUAGAGUGUUUUGAAGCCAUCAGCACAGACGGCUCAUUUGACUGCACCACAGUGAGGGAGGCAUCUGGCUACCUGAGGAUGCUGCAGGACGAUGACUUCAAGUUUUUCCUGCAUCUAUUUCAUCAAAUCAUGCCUCACGUUGACAUUAUGUACCAACAGCUGCAGAAGAAGGACAUUGAUGCAGUCUUCAUCAAACGUGCUCUGCAGAGCUUCACAAGCAGUGUUCAAGCCAUACGGGACCAGAGCUCAUCUCCAGAGCAGCAGCAAGUAGCAGCAGGAACUACAGGAAAAAGGAGGGCCUUGGGAGAGCAAGACAAGCAGAGGCUGUCUAAGGAGGUCUGUGACACCAUCUUGGGCCAUGCAAACGAGAGGUUAUCUUUCACAAGCCACCUUGUGAGUGCAACGCUGCUACAAGGAGACCUGUUUGAGCAGUACUGCCAUGUGUUCCCUGAUGAGGCUCUGAACACCACUGCCAAGGCAUACCCCAUGCUGAAUAAGGCGAAGCUCAAGACUGAACUGUCCCUUAUCUACGAGAGUCCAGAUUUCAAGGGCUGCAGUGGUGCAUUGGCACUCUACCAGGUUCUACAGAGGAACAACCUCCACGAGACCCUAUCUGAGACUGUGGCUCUGUUGAACAUCCUCAUAACCACUCCCAUGACAACUGCUGAAGCUGAGAGGUGUUUCUCGACCUUAAAGAGAAUCAAGACAUUCCUGCGAAACUCAAUGGGACAGGAUCGUCUCAAUGCUCUGGCCAUGCUUUCCAUGGAGAGGGAACUAGUCAGGAACAUGCCUGAUUUUAAUGAGAGGGUCAUUGAUCACUUUGCUGCUUUGAAAGAGAGACGAGCAAAAUUUCAAUACAAGUGAGAAAUGUUGUUUUAAUG
Messenger RNA from Pleuronectes platessa (European plaice), 2042 nucleotides. RefSeq names its product zinc finger MYM-type protein 1-like. The transcript is spliced from 3 exons. The coding region runs from base 331 to 2025 and encodes 564 amino acids. The record is from RefSeq and is a predicted model, not a curated record. Gene Ontology annotation, molecular function: protein dimerization activity. NCBI's taxonomy places the organism in Eukaryota, Metazoa, Chordata, Actinopteri, Pleuronectiformes, Pleuronectidae.